AUGGCUAUCUAUGUUUUGGUUUUUCUCUUAAUUAUUUUGAGACCUUUAUGGAUGUUUUUCUCUAGUUACAUUCUCAUUCCAUGGCGUAUAAGGAGUAUAAUGGCUAAACAAAGAGUAUUCGGUCCUCCACCGAGGUGUUUCUCCGGUAAUAUCUUUGAUAUUGCCUCCCUUGUUUCCACCACCACUUCAUCAGACAUGGAAAUCAAUGAUCAUAACAUUGUUGGCCGUCUUCUUCCUCACUAUCUCCUUUGGUCUAAACAAUACGGUAAAAGAUUCAUCUUUUGGUAUGGAAAUGAGCCAAGGUUAUGCUUAACAGAGACAGACUUGAUCAAGGAGUUUCUCUCGUCGAAGAAUUCUCCGGCCACCGGAAAGUCAUGGUUACAAAGACAAGGGACCAAAGAUUUUAUAGGUAAAGGGAUUUUAAUGGCAAAUGGUCAAGAUUGGUUUCAUCAACGCCAUAUUGUUGCACCACAUUUUAUGGGGGACAAGCUCAAGGGAUUUUUUGAGUAUAUGGUGGAGUGUAGCAAGGAGACAAUGAAGGAGUUGCAUGGAGUGAUUGGAAGAGAAGAGAAGGAGGUGGAGAUCAGUGAAUACAUGACAAAGUUAACAGCUGAUAUAAUAGCAAGGACUGGGUUUGAUAACAGUUAUGACAUGGGGGAGAAGAUACUUCAUUUACUUGAACGUAUGAAGGAUCUCACUGCUGAAGCUAGUCGCCAUUUGUGGUUCCCUGGAAACAGGUUCUUUCCAAGCAAAUACCGAAAAGAAAUUGAAGAACUAAAAAAGAAGGUAGAGAAAGGCAUGAGGGAGAUCAUGGAGAUGAAGAAGACAGAUCAAAAUGAAAAGCCAAUUGAAAGUACCACUAGUUCAUCAUCAUCAUCAUCAUCAUCAUCAUCAUCACCAAGAAAACAACAAGGCCUUCUUCAAGUCUUAUUAUCAUAUGACUCUGAAAACAAGCAAAUCAACAACAAAAAUAGUUUCACUUACACUCAACAAUUGAUCAUGGAUGAAUGCAAGACCUUAUUCUUUGCAGGCCAUGACACUUCCUCUCUCUUACUUACUUGGACCAUCAUGCUUCUUGCUACUAAUCCUUCAUGGCAGGAGAGAGCUCGCAAUGAAGUUCUUCAAGUCUGUGACCAAUCUCCUCUUUCCAUUGAUCAUCUCUCCAAGUUCACCUUGCUUCAAUUGAUAAUAAAUGAAUCACUGAGGCUUUACCCACCUGCAACAUUGCUUCCAAGAAUGGUGUUUGAAGACAUGGAACUUGGAGGAAAUAAUAAGCUACACAUUCCAAAAGGUUUAUCAGUGUGGAUUCCAGUGUUGGCCAUUCAUCACAGCAAGGAGUUAUGGGGUGAAGAUGCAGAUGAGUUCAAGCCAGAAAGGUUUGCAGGAAAAUCAUUUGCUCAAACAAGGAACUUUUUGCCAUUUGCUUCAGGUCCUAGGAACUGUGUAGGCCAAGCAUUUGCCAUCAUGGAAGCCAAGAUCAUACUUGCAAUGCUGCUCUCUAACUUCAGCUUUAGGAUUUCUGAGAAUUAUAGGCAUGCUCCUGUUAAUGUUCUCACUUUGAAGCCAAAGUAUGGUGUUCCUGUUUAUUUAAAACCUCUUUAG
Dioscorea cayenensis subsp. rotundata (Guinea yam) is the source of this 1602-nucleotide messenger RNA. Its product is annotated as cytokinin hydroxylase-like. Bases 1 to 1602 code for a protein of 533 amino acids. The record is from RefSeq and is a predicted model, not a curated record. NCBI's taxonomy places the organism in Eukaryota, Viridiplantae, Streptophyta, Magnoliopsida, Dioscoreales, Dioscoreaceae. Gene Ontology annotation, molecular function: oxidoreductase activity, acting on paired donors, with incorporation or reduction of molecular oxygen; heme binding; monooxygenase activity. The transcript has 5 exons.